Messenger RNA from Exserohilum turcica Et28A, 1955 nucleotides. RefSeq lists its product as uncharacterized. Lineage: Eukaryota; Fungi; Ascomycota; Dothideomycetes; Pleosporales; Pleosporaceae. Gene Ontology annotation, molecular function: flavin adenine dinucleotide binding; magnesium ion binding; thiamine pyrophosphate binding. Bases 1 to 1785 code for a protein of 594 amino acids. The record is from RefSeq and is a predicted model, not a curated record. The transcript is spliced from 3 exons. Gene Ontology annotation, biological process: L-valine biosynthetic process. Gene Ontology annotation, cellular component: acetolactate synthase complex; mitochondrion.
AUGGCCAGGUACACGGCAUCCUUUGCCUUUUUCGAGGCGCUCUGGGAGUAUGGCGUAAGCCAUGUCUUUGUCAACCUCGGGUCCGACCAUCCCUCCAUCAUCGAGGCCAUUGUCAAGGGCCAGAAUGAGAAAAUGGGCGAAUUCCCCAAGAUUGUCACGUGCCCCAAUGAGAUGGUCGCUCUGUCCAUGGCCGAUGGAUAUGCCCGACUGACAGGCAAACCACAAUGUGUUAUCGUGCACGUCGACGUCGGUACCCAAGGCCUCGGAGCCGCCGUUCACAAUGCCUCGUGCGGGCGCGCCCCCGUGCUCAUCUUCGCCGGCCUGUCGCCCUUCACCAUCGAGGGCGAGAUGCGUGGAAGCAGAACAGAGUAUAUUCAUUGGAUACAGGACGUCCCAGACCAGAAGCAGAUUGUCGAGCAGUACUGCAGAUACACAGGCGAGAUCAAGUCGGGCAAGAACGUCAAGCAAAUGGUAAACCGAGCCCUGUCCUUUGCCAUGAGUGACCCCAAAGGCCCCGUCUAUCUCUAUGGUGCGCGCGAGCCCAUGGAAGAGGACUUGACGCCAUACAAACUGCAGAUGGACUACUGGCAACCCGUCGAGCCUGCCGCGCUUCCUCCCAAGGGCGUCAAAAACAUUGCUGAGGCGCUAGUUAAUGCCGAAGAGCCAUUGAUCGUGACUGGCUACUCGGGAAGAAACCACGAUGCUGUGCAAGAACUCGUUCGGAUGGCCGACAAUGUCAAAGGCUUACGUGUGCUCGAUACAGGCGGCAGCGACAUGUGCUUUCCAGCAAAUCACCCAGCGUGGCUAGGCUUGCGCUACGGCAAUGAUCCUGCCAUCAAGUCAGCUGAUGUUAUUCUGGUCCUUGACUGCGAUGUACCGUGGAUCAACACCCAGUGCCAUCCAAAAGAGAAUGCCAGAAUUUUUCAUGUCGACGUCGACCCUCUCAAACAGCAAAUGCCAGUCUUUUAUCUCAACGCCAUACAGCGCUACCGAGCCGACUCCUACACGUCGCUCAGCCAGUUGAAUGAGUACCUGGAGACUGCUCUUAAAGAGAAGAUCUCUAGUCAGCUCUUCAGUCAGCGAUGGUCAGCCUUGCAAGAAUCACACAAGAAGAAACUACAAGUCAUUGCCAGCGAAGCCAAGGUCGACGACAACGGCCAUUUUGGUACAGCAUACCUCUGCUCCCAGCUGAAGAAACUGUGCCCCAGUGAUACAAUCUGGGCAAUUGAGGCUGUCACUCAGACCGGCUUUGUCGCGGAUCAGAUACAGGCAACCUUCCCCGGCUCAUGGAUAAACUGCGGUGGCGGAGGCCUUGGCUGGUCUGGAGGAGGUGCCCUGGGUAUCAAACUCGCCACUGACACCGAAGGCAAGAAACAGUUUGUAUGUCAGAUUGUAGGAGACGGUACCUAUCUCUUUUCUGUGCCUGGAUCCGUCUACUGGAUCUCAAAGCGCUACAAGAUCCCUAUUCUUACCAUUGUACUCAACAACAAGGGCUGGAACGCUCCACGACGCUCCAUGCUGCUCGUUCAUCCAGAUGGAGAAGGGUCCAAGGUCAGCAAUGAAGAACUCAAUAUUAGUUUUGCACCUACGCCAGACUAUUCUGGUAUUGCCAAGGCUGCGAGCGGAGGUGAGAUCUGGGCUGCACACGCAAGCACCGCUGAUGAUCUCGGCAAACUCUUGCCGGAAGCUAUCAAGUCGGUGUUGAGCGGUACUUCAGCAGUACUGGAUGCCCAUCUCGAGGGACCAGAAGGAAAGUAUGGAGGUAGUAAGGGUCGCUUGGGCUGAGCAAACCCUUGUUUUACGGCAUAUUCAUGCUCAACAAUGCCAUAGACUCAUGAAAUGUAUAUCAAGAAGAGAAGAUAGAUAUAGGCGCGAGGAUGUGCAUUGUCAACAUAGAAGCUUCAAUCAACGUGUCAAUGUGCCAUGCCCGUGGAUAAUACAAUCGACUGACUAGC